AUGGGUGAUCUUGCUAUGUCCGUAGCAGACAUCAGAAUGGAGAAUGAGCCUGAUGACUUGGCUAGUGAUAAUGUUGCGGAGAUUGAUGUGAGUGAUGAAGAGAUUGAUGCGGAAGACCUCGAGAGACGGAUGUGGAAGGAUCGUGUUAGGCUUAAGAGGAUCAAAGAACGACAAAAAGUCGGUUCUCAGGGAGCUCAAACGAAGGAGGCGCCUAAGAAAAUCUCUGAUCAAGCGCAGAGGAAGAAAAUGUCUAGAGCUCAAGAUGGUAUACUUAAGUACAUGUUGAAGUUAAUGGAAGUCUGCAAAGUCCGCGGGUUUGUUUACGGUAUAAUACCGGAAAAGGGGAAGCCAGUGAGCGGUUCCUCUGACAAUAUACGAGCUUGGUGGAAAGAGAAAGUGAAGUUUGAUAAGAACGGACCAGCUGCGAUUGCUAAAUACGAAGAAGAGUGCUUAGCUUUUGGGAAAUCAGAUGGGAAUAGAAAUUCUCAGUUUGUUCUCCAAGACCUGCAAGAUGCAACUUUAGGGUCUUUGUUAUCUUCUUUGAUGCAACAUUGUGAUCCUCCUCAGAGGAAGUAUCCGUUGGAGAAAGGGACUCCUCCGCCUUGGUGGCCAACGGGGAAUGAAGAAUGGUGGGUGAAACUCGGUCUUCCCCAAAGCCAGAGUCCUCCGUAUAGGAAACCGCACGAUCUCAAGAAGAUGUGGAAAGUUGGAGUUUUAACGGCUGUGAUCAAUCAUAUGUCGCCUGAUAUCGCAAAGAUUAAGAGGCAUGUUCGCCAGUCGAAAUGUUUACAGGACAAGAUGACGGCUAAAGAAAGUGCGAUUUGGUUGGCGGUUUUGAACCAAGAGGAAUCCUUGAUUCAGCAGCCUAGCAGUGACAAUGGAACAUCUAAUGUAACAGAGACAAAUCGAAGGGGUAAUAACGCAGACAGGAGAAAACCUGUGAUCAACAGUGACAGUGACUAUGAUGUUGAUGGAACCGAAGAUGUUUCAGGUUCAGUGUCAUCUAAAGAUAGUAGAAGAAAUCAAAUUCAAAAAGAACAACCGGCAGCCAUCUCAGAAUCCGUAAGAGAUCAAGAUAAAGCAGAGAAACACCGCAGACGGAAAAGACCCAGAGUCAGAUCCGGAACUGUCAAUCAACAAGAGGUAGAACAACCAGAAGCUGAACAAAGAAAUAUUCUACCUGAUAUGAAUCAUGUUGAUGCCCCUCUGCUAGACUAUAGCAUCAAUGGUACUCAUCACGAGGGCGGUGUUGUAGAACCGAACAUUGCCUUAGGACCAGAGGAGAAUGGUCUGGACUUAGUGGUUCCUGAUUUCAAUAACCACUACACUUAUCUUCCACCUGUCAAUGGGCAAAAUAUGAUGCCCGUAGACGAAAGGCCAAUGCUUUACCGACCAAACCCUAACCAAGAGUUGCAAUUUGGGUCAGGUUAUAACUUUUAUAAUCCUUCUGCAGUGUUUGUGCAUAAUCAGGAAGAAGACAUUAUCCAUACACAGAUAGAAAUGAAUGCACAAGCACCGCCUCACAACAACGAGUUCGAGGCCCCAGGAGGAGGAGUACUUCAACAACCACAUGGUUUACAUGGAAAUGAAGAAGACGUCACGGGAAGAGAUUUGCCUCCUCAGUAUCAGAGUGAACAAGAAAAGCUCUUGGACAGUAACAUUCUGUCUCCUUUUAACGACUUGGCGUUUGAUAGCACCUUUUACUCUGGGUUUGAUUCCUUUGGUGCAUUUGAUGAUGAUUACUCAUGGUUUGGAGCUUAG
Messenger RNA from Arabis nemorensis, 1761 nucleotides. NCBI's taxonomy places the organism in Eukaryota, Viridiplantae, Streptophyta, Magnoliopsida, Brassicales, Brassicaceae. The record is from the annotation of a GenBank genome assembly.